Messenger RNA from Ooceraea biroi (clonal raider ant), 6253 nucleotides. RefSeq names its product Brefeldin-resistant Arf-GEF family protein schizo (gene siz). Lineage: Eukaryota; Metazoa; Arthropoda; Insecta; Hymenoptera; Formicidae. Gene Ontology annotation, biological process: regulation of ARF protein signal transduction; actin cytoskeleton organization. Gene Ontology annotation, molecular function: guanyl-nucleotide exchange factor activity. The record is from RefSeq and is a predicted model, not a curated record.
AAUAAUUAAAUUAACAUUUUUAUCUUGGAAAAUAACAUAAAUAUUUUGGUCUGUGGCAUUUAACAUAAAUCUCUCUUAAUUUUUGAUGUAUCUAUUUUUAUGCUCUCGUUUCUGUUAUUGCUUAUUUUGAUUAUUGGUGCUUGUUAAACAAUUUGUGCAACACUAUCAUCCGUGAACUAUAGCUCGACGUUAAUCGCGCGUCAGCUCAUUACGAAGAAAUCCAUGAAAAUAUAUUAUAAAUGCCGUUCAAGCUGAGUGCACUCGCGUCGCCCACGCAGCAGUAGCACUCUGCGAAAGUGCAUCGUGCUGGAGCUGCGGAUUCGCACCGUAACGUAUCAAGCAUUGUGAAUGGUGGUGCGACCUUGCGGUUGAAACGUAAAGUGCUAAAUCGGCGAAAGAUCGUGCAGCCAUGGAUAAACUGACGUAAACGUGCACCACGUGCACAUGUUGCAAUCAUACGGCGCCUUUCCGCAGAAGGUGGAGAGGCCCUUGGCGUCGCAUAGUAAUACGGCCGCAAGUCAAGUCCACGGCAACAACAUGCACGGUGCAUACACGUCGUCCGGCAAUCAGACAUCCCUGUCGACGACGUCCUACAUCACCGGGCAGUCCUACAUGCAGAGUCAGAAUUACGCGCACGGGCCGCCGUAUCCUUCCGCGAGCGUGCAGAUCUAUCCGCACAACGCGACGGGCUACUCGCAGCCGCAGAGCUAUGGCGCUAUGGUACAGGGCUUUGGCGGGCAACCGCAGUCCGCUGGGUAUCAGCAGAACCACCUUAAGAAGGGAUCGGUCCGUAACGGCGACGUGCUCAAACGAUGUCGGCUGCAGACCGCAUACGAGUUGUCGCAGGAUCUGCUCGACAAGCAGAUCGAAAUGCUGGAGCGGAAGUACGGCGGCGUGAAGGCGAGAAACGCGGCGUUGACGAUCCAACGCGCCUUCCGGAGGUACACGUUGCUGAAGAAGUUCGCGGCGAUCACGGCGAUGGCCAAGGCGGAGAAGCGAUUGAGCCGGAAGCUCCAAGAGGCGGCGACGGAUCGCUCGGGCAACCUCAACGACCACGAGAGAAUGGUUUAUCAUAGUCAGAUAUACAUUCAGCAGGCGCAGUCCGCCAACAGACCGAUACCGAUUCGGAGUAUGUCUCUGCGGGAGAGGCGGCACGUGGACAAUUCCCAAUUGCCGAUACCGAGGAGUCAGAGUGGCAGAUGCGAGAUUCAAGUCAGCGGUCAUCAACACACAAACCACAGCUUGCACCAGAGCGGCAGGCACACGCCCUCGUUGGCGCCUAGUCCGUGUAAUCGACAUCAGCAAUUACCACCGAGUCCCUGCUGGGAAUCGAGCUCUCAGGAGAGCGGCUCUAGCAUCCAUUAUUACAAUCCACAGGAAGCUCUGUGCGGCUUGAGACAAGAGACAUCACCGAGGGACCUGCUGCGAACGCCGUGCACAUCGCCGUCGACGCCGCAUAAUCUGCAGACGACGAUAUCGCAAAAUUGGAACAACGCCAGUCAGCUGAGUGCCGGCAGAACGAGAGGUUCCGCCGGCAAGAAGGUGCCGCCGGAAGUGCCGAAGAGAACAUCCUCCAUCACGUCCAGAUCCAUGGAACCGCGUCACAACGGUCUCAGUAAGAGUGUGGAAAAUGGAAGCCUAAGUUCGGUGCAGAGUUCCGGCAGCGAUUCCACCAACUGCGAGAGCUCCGAGGGUGAUGCUCAGAGAGGCUCGCCGGUCUGGAAGAACAAGGGAAUCUCGAGUUCGCCGGAGCAUCAGGAAUGUGCGAGUCAUACCACGGAUGCGACGGCGAUGGCAGCCAACGUAAAGGAGCUCGGCCACUCGCACGCCAGCUCCGGUUAUCAACUUCCUCUGAUGGAUCACACGGAGAGCCUGCCAAGCCAAACGAGUUACAAGGUUUCCGAGACGGUGAGGAAGCGCCAGUACAGGGUCGGCCUAAAUCUUUUCAACAAGAAACCGGAAAGGGGGAUCAGUUACCUCAUUAGACGCGGAUUUUUGGAGAACAGUCCGCAGGGGGUCGCGAGAUUCUUGAUCAGCCGGAAAGGAUUGUCCAAACAGAUGAUAGGGGAGUACCUCGGGAAUUUGCAGAACACUUUCAAUAUGGCGGUGCUUGAGUGUUUCUCUCAAGAGUUGGAUCUCUCUGGGAUGCAAGUAGACGUUGCGUUACGAAAGUUUCAAGCCUACUUCAGGAUGCCCGGCGAGGCGCAGAAGAUCGAACGACUGAUGGAGGUCUUCAGUCAACGUUACUGUCAAUGCAAUCCCGACGUGAUAUCGAGGCUGCGCUCGGCAGAUACCGUUUUUGUUCUGGCCUUUGCCAUUAUCAUGCUUAACACGGAUUUGCACACGCCCAACUUGAAACCCGAGCGCAGGAUGAGACUUGAGGAUUUCAUAAAGAAUCUUCGAGGUAUCGACGACUGCGGUGACAUAGACAAAGAUAUUCUCGUCGGCAUUUACGAAAGGGUGAAGGAUAACGAGUUUAAGCCGGGUUCCGACCAUGUGUCCCAAGUAAUGAAGGUUCAGGCGACGAUCGUUGGAAAGAAGCCAAACAUGGCCCUGCCACAUCGAAGAUUGGUGUGUUACUGCAGACUCUACGAGAUACCAGACAUACACAAGAAGGAGAGACCCGGCGUUCAUCAAAGAGAAGUUUUCCUCUUCAACGACUUGCUCGUCGUCACGAAGAUCUUGAGCAAGAAGAAGAACAGCGUAACUUACACUUUCAGGCAGAGCUUUCCACUUUGCGGCAUGGUAGUUACUCUAUUCGAGGCUCCUCAUUAUCCAUACGGCAUAAGGCUCUCUCAGCGUGUCGACGGAAAGGUUCUAGUCACAUUUAACGCUCGAAACGAGCACGACAGAUGUAAGUUCGUAGAGGACUUGAGGGAGUCUAUCAGCGAGAUGGACGAGAUGGAAACCUUACGCAUCGAGACCGAGUUGGAGAGGCAGAAGAGCAGCAGGGGCGCGCGUGGUGGUGCGGAAAAUAGGGACUCCGGCGUCGCUGACGUAGAGAUAUGCCCGUGCCCUGGGACUUGCUCGGACAGAGCAGAGGCGGUCGAUGUCGACACGCAAUUGAAACGUUCCGCCCUUAGUAAUUCCCUCUUGGACAUACACGAGCAGUUUGCCGGUGAGAAGCCGCAGCGUCGUGGAAGUGUGGGUUCCCUCGACAGCGGUAUGUCUAUUUCAUUUCAAUCUACUUCUGCCAGCUCAAUGAGCCAAGGCAUUAAGCACCCUGGACAAGUUCAUCCUAUUCAUCCAGGGAUUCCUGGUGUCGGUGGUAAGGGGCUGGCUCAGCAGCCGUCUUUUUUAGGAGGCCUCUUUGCCAAACGAGAGCGAAAGCUAUCGCAAUCUGAGGAGUCCGGCCCUUACAGUCGCACUACGGAAGUGUAACGUACUCUUCCAGUCUAACGUUAGAUAAGGCACACCUUUGUAUACCCUUUGUUUUCUUCUAGUACGCUUCGUGUUUCUAACUAAGGUAAUAGCGUCACGGCGUAACGAUGACGAGGAUUUUAAAUAGCAAUAAUCCACUCGUGAUUCUAUUCGUGUUAGUGAAAUUAUGGAUGUCACUUCUCCCGUCUGGGAUCUCUCGCCAUACACGGUUCUCUCUCGAACUUCAGAAUGAAAGUGAAAGCGCAUUUGAUGCAAGCAGCAAGACUGCCGCAAACCACUCUAAUAACGUACGUAAUAGCGUAAUGUUUUUUAUAUAUAAAUAUUAUACCACGAAGCGUGCUGAAGAAUGAGGCAAUUGACGACGGAUAAAAUUAGAGGAAGUUCCCAAGGGAGUGUAGAUUCGAAGGAGAUUGGGCGGGAUCCAAUCAAAAAAAAAAAAGAAAAGAAGUUUACAUCUCUGGUAUAUUUAAAACGAAAAGUUCUGAUCCAUUUCCUCCUCCCCCUCCCGAAACGUGUAUAGUAUUUAUUCAUUUAAAAGGAACCUAAUGGACACACUUUUCAUACUGUAUUUAUAAUUUGCGAGAUGCGAUUGAACGAUAGAAUUGUGUGUAGAUAAUUAUUACGGAUUUUUUGUUUAGUUUUACAUUAUGAAUGGACGUUGAUAAGUAGUAGAACCUAACGAACAGACCUAUAGUAAGUCACGAGAAUACAAGAUGUCGAGGAAGCUGUCGGCAGCUUCAUUUCAGCUAUCCAACGGUUAUCAUUAUCGAAAUCGAUCAUUUGUAAAUAGUAGACGUAUAUAAUAUCCGAAGUUAUCACGCGUAACAAAAGAGAGCUAGCGUAAGAAAAACGAUAAGCAAUCUCUAUCGAUGUUAGGUGCAUGUUGAUGUCUUAACGAUUUUUAAUAUCGGAAACGUGAAGUUUGAAUGUAGCAAUGAAACAUAAGACUUAACAUAAAUCGUGUUUGUCAUUAUAGCGACCUAUUGAUAAUAAUCAUCCACGAGAAGUAGUUUCGCUUAUUGUAUGUUGAAAUUUUGACUCAAAGUUGUUCAAAUUUUCACUAAGAGAAAGAAAAAAGGUAAAAUCAGUAUGUUAAAUAUAUCCGCGAUUAAUUCGUUUCUCGUCUUCCGCGGCGAACAGACGACGAGUCUGCGUAGAUCCAAACGUCGUAAUAGUGUUGUCACGCGGCUAAACACACUAAGUAUUAAGCUAAGAUACAUACGCGAAACAAGAAAAAAAAAGAAACAUGAGAACGCGCAUGCCUUAAAUACUGCCACGAUAAAACGUCUCGCGCGGUCGAGAAACGAACUAACGAAAAUCGUACGUAGAGAACGAUCGGAAGUUCUCCAGGAGCUGUGGAAUUGUGUGACGAAUUAAUGGAUCAUGUACAUAGCGCUGAUUGCAACGUCAGCUAGCUGUAAACAAGCAACGGCGUUCACUAAUUUAACGAUAACGUACCGUUAAAAUAAUGCAUCUAUUUAGGAGGAGUGUUUAAUAUAUAUUUAUUUUAAGUUUUAUUUUUACUUUACUUUCUUUAUCUUGCGCUGUCUCUUCUUCUUAAUACCGAGAGUUUCAAUCAAGUGAUAACCAAAGGAUUUCAGUAAUAUACGAAGGAGAGAGACGCUAUCGAUUGGUGGACCGCAUUUGUUCAUUCGAUGAAUUUUGUAGAAUUAUCGUUAGUUUAAAUUUUAGAUCUGUAUACAUUGACAAGGCACAAGAUGCGAUCGAUCAUAAGAUAUCUAUACGUACAAAGCAUUUUCGCGUAAUUGUGAACAUCGGAAUUUUGCGAAUAGAGAUCUGGCACGCGAGCAAUCAUCAUGGAAUUCAUCGUAGAGAUAAGAGUGCGUUGCGCUGACAAAUUUUUAUACAUAUUGCAUGAUCGACUACGUCUUAACUUUGUGCUUAUCAUGUCUGCUAAUAUUGUUAUGAAUUGACUCUUUAUACGAACAACAAUUGUACUACUAAUGCACUUUAUAACGUUGUAAACGAUGGAAUGUUGAACACUCCGAUCUAUUUAUAAUUCUAAUAAAAAAAAAAGAAAGAAAAUGCAAAUGACGUAAUUGUUGAAAUAUUGUCGACGGACAAUACGUAUUUGUGGCUUGUUGACAAUACAUUUCGUUUACAGGAAAGGAAAUGAAAGCAGAGGGACAUGUUUUGCGCUUCAGGUGCCUGUCGCGAAUUUUCAUGAUAUUAACAAGCUACAACUCAUUGAUAUUAAUUCUAGUCUUUCUCAUCGAUAUAACGUAUGCAACACGCUCUUGUACAAAAUUGUGGGAUUGAUUCGCAAAAGUAAUUCUAAAUUUUAGUUAUACAAAUAUACAAUAAUCGACACGUAGAUGCAGUGCUAAUAUCAAGUGCUAAGUUAAGUUCUCUGAAUAAGAUCGUGUCAAUUUCUGCAAUAGUUACUCAUUUAAGUAAUUCGAAUUCUUGCAAUAAUAAACGAGGUUGAUCUCGCGCGAAAGACUGACUUAAAGAUUCUAAAACAAACUUUAUGAUAUGUAUUUUCCAUCUCUCUCUCUCUCUUUUAUUAUGGCAGAAUCAUUUUAUUGAACGAUGAAAGAGCAAUGAACGUUGCCUCAUUGCCUUUUGAACUUGACAUUUUAUCGCUAUUAGUCAUCAUUAAUAUUAAAACGUAAAUUAUGACCGAUCGAAUAUCAGUGAAUAACGAAUUUCGCUGAAUUGAUGCGAUCUUCAAAAUUCCGCUAAACCCGCCGCAGCAUUAUCCGAUUUGCUUUCCAAUUUGAUGAGAAAGUGCGUAUCCAUAUAAAUAAGAUCAGUUUCCACAAUGCCAAAUUAGUAAAUUCCUCCCUCGUUAGUCUAAUGAAUCUUGUAAACACACUGUGUUAAUAAAUAACUCUGAGUCUGAAAUGCA